AUGGAUAUAGGUUUAUUUAGAAAAAUAUUUAAAAAUCAUCUUUUGAUGAGACAAGUAUUUCAAUGCGUACAACAUGUUCAAUCUUUAAAAGAAAUUGAUCCCUUCUUUCCAACAGAAUUUGGUUUAAAGAAUUUAGGAAGUUCUUAUUUUCAUACAUACAUCUAUCUUCCACCAAAGAUUGAAAAGGUCAAAUUUUUGGUCAAAGAGGUAAAGGUUUCUCCUAUUCGUUUGAAACCAGAUAUACGUCAAGUUGCAUUAAAGACACUUGACAUUGAAAUCGAUAGAGAUAAUAAUAAUGCCUGGGCACCAUCAAUUGCAAAGACAAUAGAAAUAGAACAAAAUCAUUUAUUCUUUUAUCUAUUGAAUAGAAAUCCAAAUGCUUUGUCUCAAAGAGAUGAGAUGAUGAUUGUACUAGGUGCUAUAUGUCGAUUUGGUGCAUUGGACUUAUUACAAUAUACAGUUGGUACACUUUUUGGUCGAUAUGAUUUCGCUGCUUUACAAUUCUUUUCAACAGAUGAUACAGCAGAAUUAAUGUCUUUGGCAUGUAAAAACAAUCAUCUAGAUAUUGUUGCUUGGUUAACCAUUCAACAUUCUGCAACUAUCACACCAUAA
Molecule: messenger RNA, 612 nt
Organism: Cavenderia fasciculata
Lineage: Eukaryota; Evosea; Eumycetozoa; Acytosteliales; Cavenderiaceae
Exons: 3
Coding region: 1-612 (203 amino acids)
Source: RefSeq, a predicted model, not a curated record